UAUUCUCUUGAAUCUGUUUCUCCUUUUUUUCCCAAUCCAAUCCACUUACUUAGGCUAGUUAAAUUUAAUUUUUUAUAUUUUUAUCAUAUUUACUCCUUUUAAUUUAUUUUUUUUGGGAAAAAAACAAAAUAUGAAAAUGUCUACGGUCAUGAGCAAACAAAUACGACCUUUGCUACACACCAACAUCCCAACUAGUGGUGGUGGCGGCGGCGGCCACCUCAAUACCCACCUCCUCCGCCCUCCGCCGCCUCAAAAAGAGAAGGUGGUGGUGGUGAUGGGAGCCACCGGCACGGGGAAGUCGCGGCUUUCGAUCGACCUUGCCACCCGUUUCCCGGCGGAGAUAGUGAAUUCCGACAAAAUUCAAGCUUACGAGGGACUAAACAUAGUGACAAACAAAAUCACCCCCGAAGAACAGCGCGGAGUGCCCCACCACCUCCUAGGAUUAGUAAAUCCCAAUGCGGAUUUCUCGGCUUCGACUUUCUGCGACAUGGCCUCGUUCGCCGUGAGAUCGAUAUCGAGUCGCCGGAAGCUUCCAAUCAUUGUGGGAGGCUCGAAUUCCUAUAUCGAAGCCCUAGUGGACGACGGAAGUCACGAGUUUCGAUCGAGGUACGAAUGUUGUUUUUUAUGCGUCGAUGUCUCGAUUCCCGUGCUCCACUCGUUCGUGUCCAAUCGAGUUGAUUUGAUGGUUGAGAUGGGAAUGGUGGAGGAGGUAAGAAGUUUUUUCGACUUAUCUGGAAAUUACUCAAAUGGGAUAAGGAGAGCUAUCGGGGUUCCGGAGUUUGAUCGAUACUUCAGAAUGGAAGGUUUUGUAAAUGAACAAGUUCGUGUACGGAUGCUUCAAGAAGUGAUAAGGGAGAUCAAGGGUAAUACUCGGAAGCUCGCGACUCGGCAACUCGACAAAAUUUACCGCCUCCAAAAUGUGAAGGGGUGGAAGUUGCACCGGCUCGACGCUACUGACGCCUUCCGAAAGCACGGCAAAGAGGCGGACGAGGCAUGGGAGCACCUCGUGACGGGACCUAGCUCUGUAAUUGUGAGCCGCUUCCUUCACAAUCUUGACAAUGCAGCUGCCCUUAGGCCAUCGCCAAUCACCACAAUGACGGCGGUCAUGACAGGUGCAAGUGUCUAGCUACUUAGAUAUUUUAGUCAAAAAGUCAAUUGUCACAUUACUCUCUUUACUUUCUUGCAUAUCUUUUCGUAAAAAAUUAUUAAAAUAAUAUAUUUCCCAACGAGGCUUCAGUUUUUUUUUUUCUUUUUCCUUAAGUAAUGCAAAAAGGAUCCAUAUAUAUGUGAUUUCGAGGCUUGUAUUUAAAUUUGUCUCUUAUUCUCAAAAAAUUUCUGUCCUUACUUCAGUACAUUACAAUGCUGUCAAAAAAUGUUUCUUAGCUUCAAAACUUGCAGGAU
Molecule: messenger RNA, 1401 nt
Organism: Camellia sinensis
Lineage: Eukaryota; Viridiplantae; Streptophyta; Magnoliopsida; Ericales; Theaceae
Gene: IPT3
Product: isopentenyltransferase 3
Biological process (GO): tRNA modification; cytokinin biosynthetic process
Cellular component (GO): mitochondrion
Molecular function (GO): tRNA dimethylallyltransferase activity
Source: RefSeq, a predicted model, not a curated record